CUAAAAUAUAUUUAUAUAUUUAGGAGAACAACUAAUCUAAAUGAAAAUAAAAAAAUUAAUCAAAAUUUUAAUAUAUUUAGAACAAAAAGUAUUAUGAUUGCAUUCAGAGAAUUAAAUACAAUCUAAUAUAUUCAAGUGAUAACUAAACCUACUAGAUAUUACAUAUACAAAAUCACAUGUUUUCAAAAAAUGUAAUAUUAUUAAUAUAAAUUAUACAUGUAAAAUUUUUUAAAUUAAAAGUAAAAUAUUAAUUAAUUAUUAUAUUAUAUUUAUUUAAAAAUAUUUAUAUUUGUGUAUGAGCACGAAAGAAUCACAUAGUAUAACAAGAAAAAUAUAGUUACAACAAAAUGUAGAAAGAUUAAACUCCAUUAAUUCUAGUUUUUGUUGAUCUCUCUGAUAAAAAUGUUUUAUUAAUUGAUGUUACUUUCGUUUUCGUUUUUUCUUUCGCUUUUUAUCUUGUUUAACGCAUCCAGCAAUGACCCUGGUUUUUACUGCUCUCCUUUGUGCUCGUAAGUUGUUUGUUGGGUUUGCGGGCAAGUCUCUUUUGCUUUCUUAGUUUCAUUAGUAUAUAUGGUUCCCCAUGAUGAGUUGGGGCUUUGUCUCCCUGUUGUUUAGGGCUUGUGUCUUCAGAGGUUUUGUACCUGCUGGCUUAAUAUCCUACAAAUGUAUUCCAAAACUGUAUGAUCCUUAGGUAUGAUAACGAAUUUUAAGUGUUAAAAAAAACUCAUCCAGCAAUGACAUAAAGAACUGACUCCAACUCUCUUCUAGGGCAGUACAAUAAAUUGCAACCCAAUGCAUGUUAGAACUUGCUUUCAAGAGUUAACCAACAACACAUAAUUCUUCGCCUCUGCUUCCCAAUACAUAAGGAGAGUCGUCUUCCCUUAUCCUAACAUGACUAGGAUGUGAAUUACUCCAAACUUGUGAAUAUUUUUCCAUUCACUUUUUGCUAUUGAAAGGGUCAACAUCAGCAAUAAAAUCUACCCCACCGGUUUUGGAACUCCCAUGCAUUUAACUCAUCAGAAUACACAUUUAAAAAAAUAUACAAAAACGAGAAAGCUACGGAAAUUUAAAAAAAAAAAAGCAAAGAAAAAAACACAUCACGAGAGAGUACUUUGUGAUGUAAGCAACCACAUACACCACUCCCUUCUUCUCCUCUCCAUUGUUUUUUCUUUUCCUUUCCCAAUAAUUCUCUUCUUAUUUUAUUAGCUAUUUUAUAUUUCCUAACUUUUUCUAAUACUAUUACUGUUUCUCGUUUUGAUUAUUUUUUUAAAAAUUUUAAUCUCUUUUGAUCCUCUCUAUAUAUACAAAUACAAAAUCACCACUUUCUACUAAAAUAGCUCUCUACGUUUCUUUUCUCUCUUUAAUUGCAACUAUGAUGCAAGAAUUGGGUUUAGAACGUUUCUCCAGCGAUGUAUUUCCCUUAAACCUCACUCCUCCUUCUCAAACCUCAUCUACUUCUCUUUCCAUCGACGAAGAGGAAUCUUCGGAGGCCAAGAUCCGACGGCUGAUAUCGGAGCAUCCAGUGAUCAUCUUCAACAGAUCUUCUUGUUGCAUGUGCCACGUCAUGAAAAGACUCCUUUCAACAAUCGGAGUCGUCCCCACCGUCAUCGAGCUAGAUGACCACGAGGUUUCCUCUCUCCCCAUGGCUCUUGAAGAAGAAUAUUCCGGCGGCGGCUCCGUCGUUGUUCCUCCGCCGGCGAUUUUCAUUGGCCGUGAGUAUGUCGGUGGUCUUGAGUCCCUUGUUGCUCUUCAUCUAAGUAGUCACUUGGUCCCUAAGCUUGUCCAAGUUGGAGCUCUUUGGAGAAAUGAGGAAAGAAGAUUCUACUAUUAUUUGUAAGGUCUCCAAGCUCUCGGCAUCACGUUAUGUUUUUAUUCAAGGAAAUAUUCCUCUUUUGAUCAGAUGUAAAAGUCGGCAAAGAACCUCAAGUUAAUCAUAGAUCCUUCUAAAAUAUAGUGGGAGUCGCCAUCUUAAGCCAGACGAUUUCGUUAUUGUGCCGUGAUCUCGUCUAGGUAUUUGACAGCGACGCUGGGCUUAAGUGGCAUCUCCGAAAACAAUCUCUCUUUUAUUUUCCUUCGCACAAUUAUUGAAUUUCUUUUUCAAAGAUUCAGGAAAAGACCAUAAUUUGGAAUAGAAUGCUAUAUACUUCCUUUAUACCGGCCGA
Molecule: messenger RNA, 2162 nt
Organism: Brassica rapa (field mustard)
Lineage: Eukaryota; Viridiplantae; Streptophyta; Magnoliopsida; Brassicales; Brassicaceae
Product: glutaredoxin-C6
Source: RefSeq, a predicted model, not a curated record